GGUGCACACUUCCUUCAAACACGUGUUUCACUGGGACAAUAGUGAGUGGUGCACACUUCCUUCGCCCGGCCACAGAAGACAAAAAAGAGUUGCUGGUGUAACAAUAGGAAGAAUAUAUUCCACUCCUCUCUUGUACACGCGGCUUAUGAGAUGAACGCUCGUCAAGAAGAACGUCCCCUUCAGCAGCAGGAGGAUCCACAGCCCCCCCACAUUAAAGAGGAAGAGGAGGAAGUGUGGAUCAGUCAGGAGGGAGAGUGUCCUGUAGGGCAGGAGGAGGCUGAUGUCAGCAAGUUUCCACUGACUGUUGUCUCUGUGAAGACUGAAGAGCAUGAAGACAAACCACCUGAGUCCUCACAGCUUCAUCACAGUCCAAACGUCUGUGGAGAACAACGUCUGCCUGAAAAAAAGGAGAGUAGCUUCAGGAUGGUGAAGGAGGAUCCUUCAAAGAGGAAGACCAGGCGCCACGGACCCUCUGGCGUCUCCUUUUCCUCUUUGACACAGACCCUUCCCUGUAAAAAGGAAGAGGAAGACUCACUGACGCCCCACAUUAAAGAGGAAGAGGAGGAACACAGCAUCACUCAAGAGGGAGAUCAUCUUGAAGGACUGGAGGAGUUCCCAGUGACUGGUGUCCCUGUGAAGAGUGAAGAUGAUGAGGUGAAAGGUGAAAGUGAGGAGAGGGGAGGGGGGGAGCCUCCAAGCAGCAGCUCAACACAACACAUGACAACAGAAGCUGAUGGAGACCACUGUGGAGGAUCACAAGCAGACAAGCUCUUAGCUCCACUAUCAGAUAGUGAGGACACAACGUCACACUCUCCUGACACUGAUGAUGAAGACUCUAAAGAUGAUAAGACAUGUCACACGGACAACACUCACUUCGCAUGUUCUCACUCUCACAAAACAUUUAAAAACCAUAGUCAUCUGAAAAGACACAUGAGAACACACACUGGAGAAAAACCUUUUAUCUGUUCAGUCCGUGGUAAACGUUUUGUUCGAAGUCACAAUGUGAAAGUGCACAUGAGAACACACACUGGUGAAAAAGCUUUUAUCCGUUCAGUCUGUGGUAAACGUUUUGUUCGAAGUCAUAAUGUGAAAGUACACAUGAGAACACACACUGGAGAAAAAACGUUUUCUUGUUCAAUCUGUGGUAAAGGUUUUAUACAAAGUCAAUAUUUGAAGGUGCACAUGAGAACGCACACUGGAGAAAAACCUUUUCCCUGUUCAACCUGUGGUAAAGGUUUUACACAAAAUCAAUAUUUGAAAGUACACAUGAGAACACACACUGGUGAAAAACCUUUUUCCUGUUCAAUCUGUAGUAAAGGUUUUGUACAAAGUAACAGUUUGAAAGUACACACUAGAACACACACUGGUGAAAAAUCACAUUCUUGUUCAAUCUGCAACAGAAGCUUUUGUGACCGAUCAAACCUUUUAGCACACAUGAGAAGACACCCAGGAGAGAAAGUGUUGAGUUGCAGUGUGUGUGGUGAAAGAUUGUCUUCUAAGUAGCAGUGUAAGAAACACAAGUGUGCUGGUGAGAACAGCAGCAGCAAAUGAAACUGCAGGAUUUGAAAUAAACUGUCAAGACUUUCAUUUUGACUUUCUAACAACUUUAUGAUUCAUUUGUUGGGUCUCUAUAAUCUAUUUUAUUCAUUAUCGUUAUUACUCUGUAUUAUAAUGAUUGUGUUGUGAUUGUUUUAUAUGUAUGUCCCCAGACCUUUAUGCAGUAUACAAGUGAGAGAAAA
This is a messenger RNA of Nerophis ophidion (straightnose pipefish), 1739 nucleotides long. RefSeq names its product zinc finger protein 391-like. The coding region runs from base 151 to 1503 and encodes 450 amino acids. The record is from RefSeq and is a predicted model, not a curated record. NCBI's taxonomy places the organism in Eukaryota, Metazoa, Chordata, Actinopteri, Syngnathiformes, Syngnathidae. The transcript has 3 exons. Gene Ontology annotation, biological process: regulation of transcription by RNA polymerase II. Gene Ontology annotation, molecular function: DNA-binding transcription factor activity, RNA polymerase II-specific; RNA polymerase II cis-regulatory region sequence-specific DNA binding.